Hemisphaericaspora subhashii is the source of this 774-nucleotide messenger RNA. RefSeq lists its product as uncharacterized. The coding region runs from base 1 to 774 and encodes 257 amino acids. The transcript is spliced from 2 exons. NCBI's taxonomy places the organism in Eukaryota, Fungi, Ascomycota, Pichiomycetes, Serinales, Debaryomycetaceae. The record is from RefSeq and is a predicted model, not a curated record.
AUGUCAGAGAAAAAGAUUUCCCGAUCUCAUCUUUAUAAUGACUCACAAUCAGAAUAUGAAUCCGACCUGGAAUCGAUAGGAUACGUUGCUCCCAAUAUCGAUUUUGAGUUUGUUGAAGUGGACGUAGAAACCCCAGAACCUAACGCAGAAGAAGAGAAGGAAAGCAUAGAAGAAGAAGAACACGAACAUAAAGAGGUAAAAGAAGAUAAGCAAGAAGAUGACGAGUUUGAAUUCCCUUUGUUCUUCAUGGGAGCAGUAGGAAAACCAACAGCAGGUGGAGAGACUGAAGAAGUUUCUAAAGCGGCAACUAUGAAGGUUUCUCUUAAAGAAGAAGAAGUAGAAGAAAUCAAGCAGGAAAGACCGGAGUCGUACUACUUUGCUAAUUAUACCGACGAACAACGUCAUCAAUUUGAAAUAUGUGCUAUAACGAGUGAUGAUAUCUACAAGCAACUUGAAGUGAAAACCAUCGACUCUCAACCUUGGAAAUGUAUUGAUUUAACGAAAUAUAACGCAAAGAUUGAAAGCCGAAUACAGCGAGAUAAAAUACGAAAGAAUAAGCUCAGACCAGGGAAGAAGAAGCGGACAUCGAAGAUUGAAUGCCGUGAACGUAGAAUUGAACGAAAGAAAUUAGAAAAGAAGCUUGAACAAGAGAAGAAGAAAUUGAUUAAGAAGAUGUUUCAUAAAAGAGGUGGAAAGAAGAAUAAGAAGAAACUCGCAGCUUCUUCUGCAAGCGCUCAAGCUGCUCCGUCUAAACCAAAGUACAGAACUGAAUAG